This is a messenger RNA of Melampsora larici-populina 98AG31, 1479 nucleotides long. RefSeq lists its product as uncharacterized. The transcript has 2 exons. The record is from RefSeq and is a predicted model, not a curated record. Bases 1 to 1479 code for a protein of 492 amino acids. NCBI's taxonomy places the organism in Eukaryota, Fungi, Basidiomycota, Pucciniomycetes, Pucciniales, Melampsoraceae.
AUGAUACACAAUCUUUCCGGGUCAUCGGACUAUCUUCAACACGAGUUCAACAAGCACAAUCCAAAAUUGAACCAAGCAGUGUUCAACUUGAUAUACUGGUCAAUCAACAAAGACCCCCAACGUGAUAUUAACAUCGACGGUUCUGCUGGAGAAGCCUUUCAAUUCUUAGCAGGUCGAUACCAAUCAGAUAAUUUGACUGAAUUUAUUAUGAUUCGUGCAAAUCUUCCUGAAGAAAUUUUAGACAACAUUGACAACAUUGUUUUCCUUUACUCUUCCAAUGAGUGCAGUGCUAUGUGGGCGAGGAAAUACAAGAGAAAACAACCAUGCAAUUUAUCGGCUCGAACUACAUUUCAAAGCUUAGCAGUUGUCAAUCAAAAGUUUUACAGGCUUUGUCUUCCUAAAUUAUGGCAGAGACUCGACUUUCUGACCGAGUGCGAGUUACCUGCUCCUAUGUCAAUUUGGACAGAAGAUAUCCUCUUGAAACAUGGAAACUUAGUCAAAUCUUUCAGAUUCAAAUUAGAAGAUUUGGACCUUAUAGUUAAAGAUGAUGAUGAAGUCUUUUUGGAAAGUCAGAGGAGUAAUUUCAAUAACGGAAAGCGGAUUUCCAAAGACACCAGGUGGGAUUAUCCAUCCGGACUUGGACCAAUGAACGUUGAGAAGAUUCUCAGAGCCUGUCCUUGUAUCAAGUCGGUAGAAAUGAUUUUUCCAGAACAUACAUAUCUUUCAGUAUUGUCUUAUCCCCUUACUUCUCGCUUCAAAGGUCUUUUCAGACUUAUCCCUCACCUCCAACAUCUAAAACUAAGGGAUCUUGGAUGUAGAGGUUCUCCAAAUGAAUUUACAAUCGAUCUUCUCAAAAAUCUACCGUCUCUCGUAUCAUUGGUACUCAAAGACUUCAGAUUUAGUCAGAAAGCAUCCACAGAAGAAUCCUUUGGGUGGAACGUGGCUCAGCAUCAGAACCUUCUUAAAUUAUGUCUCAAGCGUGUCACCUGCAAAGAUCAAACUUGGACCUUGAGUUCUUGGCCUCAACCGCUUGCAACUCUUGAGCUUCACUAUUGCAAAGGAUUGACUCCUGUCAUGGUGCACAACUUACUCAGUGGUUCCGCCCCCUAUCUCACGAGAUUCGAGUUUAAGCUUGAACAUCCCUCAAGUGAACCAGAUGUUGAUAGCCAGACUGAUCUCCCAGCUCUUAAAGAACUUCUCCUAGAUUGUGGCUCAGGUUUUGCUCUUGCAAGCUUCAAAGGCUGUAAACAUCUAGAAAUGAUCAAAUAUCGGUGUAUAAUGAACAAUGAUCUAUGGAACUUGGUGGAGCAUCUUUUGUCUACAUAUACAUGGCCUAAGCUCUUGGUUUUGAAUCUUUGCCAUGAAAGAUGGAAUAUUGAUCGGAAUAAUUGGAAAAUACUCACUAAGAAGGACAUAUAUGAGUUUUGGAAAUAUUACAAAAUUACACUCUUAAUCACUUCGGAGGCAGAUUUAUACUAG